GCGUUAGCAGUUGAGGGAGUGUUUUCGUUCGUUUAAUUAAUGUUGUAUCAAUGGAGAGGUUUAUCUGCACAAGCGGUUCCAAAAUUGUUCUAGCUUCUAUCCAUUAUCUUUCAAUUACAUGCAUCAUGAAUCAUUUUGUAUCACAAACUUCAUUAAUGAAUUUACAGUCUGCAAAAAUAAAGACCAUCAUUUUAGACAAAUAACAUAAAUUUGUCUUUACUGUGCGAACUUAGAGACACUAUUGACUAGUGCAUCUCAUCCUAAUCAGAAUAUAUUCUAGAUCUGCAUCCAAAAAUACUCUGUAUACUGGUAUAACAGAACUUCAUAAAACGACUGAUCAUUUCAAUUAGCAAUGGCAACUGUGCAAACAUUAUCUCCUUCAUCAGAAGGAAGGUGCAUUUUACAAUUGUCCAAUACUGAUACCAUUAUCACAAAUGAACAAGACUUUCUGAAAAAUGACAAUGGCAUAAAUUUUUCAAGUGCCCCUGAAUUUGUUGAAAGUGAGGAAAAUGUUAAUCAAAUUCAUCAGGCGGGAAAUAGAGGUAGAGCAAGAAGACGCAAGAGAAGGAACAGUUUUAAUGAACAUUCUAAUAUGGGUAGCAGCUGCAAUCAUCAAAACGGGAAACGUCGCAGAGGAAAUUGCAAUCAUCAUAAUCAUCACAAAAGGCAAUUGAACGCCGGUGGAAGAAUCAUCCUUCCUAAUAAGUUCUUGUUGGGUGGUAAUAUAGCAGAUCCUUUAAAUCUCAAUUCAAUGAUGGAUGAAAAUGUCUGCCGUGCUCUCAAUGCUGUUACACCUGCCUCUUCGCCACUUCCUCCAAGAAAUUCAACAGUUGAUAUUGUGAUGCCAACUGAUGUUACAGAUCCUUUAGGACUCAAUGUUACCAGCUUUGGAACAGCAACUAUUGUUCCUGGAGAAAUAUCCAAACAAAAAGGCAAGAAAAAGCGCCGCCGCAAAAGUCAUGCAACAAAGCAGCAAGAACACCGACAAAAUUCAGACGCAACAUCGAAUAGUGAUGAUCAGAAAGAUAUAGGAGGCAAAACGCCGCCUACUGAUCUAACUACAUAUAUCAAAGAGGAAACUUCAAAAAAGACGGAUGGACGAAUUAAGAAAAAACAACAUUCUCCACCCGAAGUUAAUACUCUGAAUUUGCCUGCAACACAGGCUCAUAUUAGAGACCCAAUUGUGUCCCCUGUUGUUCCACAAGACACACGUCGCUUUCGAUCGACCAUCAGUCAUAAAAAUAGAAGACAGCGCAGAUCUGGUUUCGGGAAGCCGUCUACAAGUGAUGCUGGAAUGCAAACGGACUCCUCUGUUAUAUUAGAAGAACAUCUAAGAUGCGGAAGUGAAAAAAUUCCAGACAGAAAUAUUUUUUCCCCACCAAAAAGAAGAAGAACUGUCAGUGAGAAUUUUAUACCUGCAUUAUAUUGGAAUGAUGAUGAUGGAAAAGGAGUCAGGAUAAGAAGUUUCCAUCACAGUCCAGUCAAGAAAGACUUCACAAAAGACUUCAAAGCUUUGUUGGUGAAACCGAUAUGUGGAAGGUUAGCUGAAGAGGAAGCAAAUGCUGGUAAAAGUCCAGCUCAGAACUACAUGAACAAAGAAAUUAGAUAUGAACAGGAAAAGGACCAGACUGCAAUUCAAACUUCAAACAUCACAAGUAAAAAACAAAGCAAUUAUGAGCCAAAUCAAAAUUUCACCAACCAUAAAACUCACAACAACGAGGGAAUGUCAAGUCAAAGUAAUAAUAAAAAGCCAAGCAAGAGACCGCAAACUGCACAUUUCCAAUAUGGAAACUACAACAAGUAUUAUGGGUAUAGAAAUCCAGAGAAGUUCAAGGACAUCAGAAUGGAAAAUUUGAAAAAGGACUGGUUCAAAGAUAAAGAUGUCCUGGAUAUCGGUUGUAAUGCUGGCCAUCUGACUCUUCUGAUUGCUCGUGAUUAUGAGCCUCGAAAAAUUGUUGGGAUCGAUAUUGAUGACAGUCUGAUAAGAACAGCAAGAAAUAACAUUCGACAUUAUGCGAGUGCCCGAAAGAGCUCCACAAAGUUUCCUUCAUCUAUGGCUAUUAGUUUUGGUCCACUAGCGUGUCCACCUAUUGAAACUGGUAAAGAUGAAACAACGGCUGCUUUUCCAAACAAUAUUAAUUUUUUUCAAGGAAAUUAUAUCCCACAAAAAGAUGAAUUUCUUCGUUUUCAAGAACCCGAAUAUGAUGUUGUCAUGUGCAUGAGUGUUUCCAAGUGGGUACAUUUAAAUUGGGGAGAUGAAGGAUUAAUUCGAAUGUUUAAAAGAGUUUUCAAGCAACUUCGUGCGGGAGGAAUGUUUAUUCUGGAACCACAACAAUGGAACUCUUAUAAAAGCAAAAGAAAACUAUCGGAGAAGCUAAAUGAAAAUUUCAAGUCAAUCAAGCUGUUUCCAGAAUCAUUUCCAAACUUGCUGCUUAAAGAAAUUGGAUUUGAAAAAGUAGAUCAUCUCAAUUUGCAAGCUCGAAACAAGAAUGCUGGUUUUCAAAGACCAAUACAAGUUUAUUACAAACCUGAAUGAACAAAUAAUGAUAUGCUUGAAGAUUCACAGCAUUAACUUUCAAAGAGUUUCUGAACAAUUCUGUUUUGCUUUCAAUAACUUCACCAGAAUGUUCCCCAUAUUCCAUUUAAUUGUGUAUGAUGCGCUAUGUAUUUCAACUGUACUUUUGUUCUUGUCACAGUGUUCUGACAAUAUUAUAUUCUGUUCAGAGAGUGGUGGCAUAGGUGGCUGGUGUGUGUAUCAACAGUAGAUAGAGAAAUUGCUUUGGUGUAUAUAUAUAUAUAUCUAACUCCUUGCUUUUUGGUUAAAUUGCAGAGUUGUUGUUGAAUUUGUUGGAAGUCUGCUUUGAGUUUUAAAUAAGAUAUAGUUCAUGGGUGGGAACUGCGACUCCUGCUACUAUUUCAACAGGGGCACCCAUAUUCAAUGAGUGUACAAUAUGUCAAAAUCAUUCCACAAUGAUGAUCUGAUUAGUAAAAAUCUAUACUCCGCUAUUUGAAACAUUAGUUUAAUGCUGAUGAUAGAAUACAUGAAACCGUGUUGUUGAAUAUUGCAUAAAGCAAACAUAUUCUGAUUCUGUUGUUGAGCGAUGUUUUGUGCUAUAUUUUGGAAUAUAAAGUUGUUGUGUUUGGCAUAUCAGCAAUAUCGAGAAUUAUCUGGGCUCCCUCACCAAUGUUGUAAAUAUGACCGCUUGCUGCCUUGGUUAUCGAAUGAAUUGGUAUGGUAUAUCCAGAGACUGUGGCAAAAUUUGUCUGUGGAGUACAAAUGGUCACAUCAAGAUUAAUUUGUAUUUGCUUGUUUUAUUAAGGUGUCCUUGUUUUAUUGAUGCUAUAUUGUUUGGUUUUCCAACCUCUUUUUUUCAGUUCUUUAUCAAUGUACAUAAUGUAAAUGUAUUGUGUCAACUGUCAACAAUUUAUAGUGCUCGCUACAACUUUUAUAUAUGCCGUUCUAGUGUUGGGUGCCACACCAUGUUAUACUUUAUAUUAUUACCUUAUUUUACCUGUCACUCGUGGUAUUGCUUUUUCCUGAAAAUUUAUUUUAUUAUGAAAACAAAAAGACCAAAAAAAUAGUGAAAAAAAGUUAAAAUUGCCCGAAUGAGGGGUAUGUGACAUGGUUUUUGAAUUCAAAAAGUUUUUGGCACUUAUAACUGAAUGGUAUAGAUAAAAAUACUCGUUUACACUAAAUUUAAAACACAUUAGACUCACACUUCGGGGUUUUGAAAAUAGAUGAAAACAGUGUUGUGAGUUACUCAAAGCUUCUCAUUGUGCUAACAUAUCAAGUCAUGGUUUUGCUCCUUACAAUUUAUUGCAUGAAUAUUAUUAUCAAGUUUGGUUUUAAGUUGUUAUGAACUGUUGUUUUUCAAGUACCGAUAUUCUGUUCAAUAUGUUACAUUUUGGAGAGUCUUCCGAACUGAUGUUGCAAGAUUGUGAUACAAUAAAAAGAGAUUGUGGCA
This is a messenger RNA of Styela clava, 3965 nucleotides long. RefSeq names its product 7SK snRNA methylphosphate capping enzyme-like. Gene Ontology annotation, molecular function: O-methyltransferase activity; snRNA binding; RNA methyltransferase activity. The record is from RefSeq and is a predicted model, not a curated record. NCBI's taxonomy places the organism in Eukaryota, Metazoa, Chordata, Ascidiacea, Stolidobranchia, Styelidae. Gene Ontology annotation, biological process: snRNA modification.